GGAUGGGAGCGGGAUGCGGUCUGGGGGAGACCCGGGUGCCCCUCCGUGGGCUGGGGUCUCACGGAUCACAACCGGGCUGAGACUCCGCUCGAUACCUUGAAGGUCUCUCGGCUCAUUAUGAGGAGCCCGGGCCCGGGGGUCUUUCCUGAGGGGGUCUCUGCUUCGGGGUGCCCUGAGGAGUGAGGGGGAUCCCAUCGGGAAUCAGCUGGAGGAGAAUCGAUGAAAGGCGGGUCGCGAUGGUGAAGCUGUUCAUCGGGAACCUGCCGCGGGAGGCGACGGAGCAGGAGAUCCGCUCCCUGUUCGAGCAGUACGGGAAGGUGCUGGAGUGCGACAUCAUCAAGAACUACGGCUUCGUGCACAUCGAGGACAGGACGGCGGCCGAGGACGCCAUCCGCAACCUGCACCACCACAAGCUGCACGGCGUCUGCAUCAAUGUGGAGGCCAGCAAGAACAAGAGCAAGGCCUCCACCAAGCUGCACGUGGGCAACAUCAGCCCCGCCUGCACCAACCUAGAGCUGCGCGCCAAGUUCGAGGAGUACGGCCCCGUCAUUGAAUGUGACAUCGUCAAGGACUACGCCUUCGUGCACAUGGAGCGGGCCGAGGAUGCCGUGGAGGCCAUCCGGGGGCUGGACAACACCGAGUUCCAAGGCAAGCGGAUGCGCGUGCAGCUGUCCACCAGCCGGCUGCGGACGGCGCCCGGGAUGGGAGACAAGAGCGGCUGCUACCGCUGCGGGAAGGAGGGGCACUGGUCUAAGGAGUGCCCGGUCGAUCGCCCGGGGCAAGUGGCGGACUUUGCCGAGGCCUAUAACGAGCAGUACGGAGCCGUGCGCACUCCCUACACCGCAGGCUAUGGGGAGACCGUGUAUUACGAUGAGGCCUACGGCGGGAUGGCCGACUACUACAAGCGCUACCGCGUCCGCUCCUACGCCACGGCCUCGGCGUACGACGCCUACGCGGAGCAGACCAUGGCCCAGUACUCCCAGUACGCCCAGUACUCCCAGGUCCAGUCCUCGGCCAUGGCCGCCACCACGGCCAUGGCCGGCCGCAUCCCCACCACCUUAGACGCGUACGACCGAGCGCUGCUGCCCACCCCGGGCGCGGCGGCCGCCGUCGCUGCCGCCGCCGCCACCGCCGCGGCCGCCGCCGCGUCCUCCACGUAUUACACCCGGGACAGGAGCCCCCUGCGCCGCACGGCCGCUGCGGCCAGCACCGUCGGAGAGGCGUACACGUACGAGCGUGGGCAGCUGUCGCCCGUCUCCUCGGUGGCCCGGGCGUCCCUCUACGACCUGCAGCGCUUCGGGUGGGCCUACGUGGAGCGGGUGCAAUACUCCGCCUUCUGAG
Molecule: messenger RNA, 1341 nt
Organism: Melospiza melodia melodia
Lineage: Eukaryota; Metazoa; Chordata; Aves; Passeriformes; Passerellidae
Product: RNA-binding protein 4B-like
Cellular component (GO): nucleus
Molecular function (GO): mRNA binding; zinc ion binding
Source: RefSeq, a predicted model, not a curated record